CAGUCACAAAGCAACCCAGCAAAACUUCAAUAACCCCCGCACUUCUCUCUGGACAUGGGUUGUUAUGAUUGCUGUAUCCGGUGCAUUGGGGCAGUGCCCUACCCAUCCCUGGUGGCCACCCUGCUGUGCUAUGCCGGCAUGGCAAUGUUUUGUGGCUGUGGGCAUGAAGCGUUAUCCCAGACCCAAGUCCUCGUCGAGACUUACUUCGCCCGCAACGUCCAAGACUUUGUGGUCAUGGCCUCCUUUAUCAAAUACUUCCAGUACGUGAUCUAUGGCCUGGCAUCGUUUUUCUUCCUCUAUGGUAUCCUGCUGCUGGCUGAGGGUUUCUACACCACGAGCGCGGUCAAGCAGACAUUUGGUGAAUUCAGGAGCACCCACUGUGGACGCUGCCUCAGCCUGACGUUUGUCAUAGUGACGUACAUCUUGGCUUUCAUCUGGCUGGCAGUGUUUGCCUUCAGUGCCAUCCCGGUCUUCUUCUUGUUCAACAUGGAGCAGACCUGCCACAACAUAAACAUCCUGGCUGAAACAACCCCCAGCAUCAAUCAGCACGGCUGGAUUUGCAUGGACGCCAGGCAGUAUGGUCUGCUUCCUUGGAAUGCAAUGCCAGGCAAGGCUUGUGGAAUGACCUUGGCAUCUAUUUGCAAAACCAGCGAAUUCUAUGUCACCUAUGACUUGUACAUAGCUGCCUUUGCUGGUGCCGGGGUCACUCUCUUGGCACUGUUUCUGUAUCUGGCUGCCACCACCUACAACUACGCAGUCCUGCGGUUCCUGGGCAGGAAAGGCGUCCGCUAAGUGCCACACCUCCGUCCCAGUAAACCCCGUCCUCUGGCUAUGAAAUGGAGACAGUCACCACUGGACUUCCAUUCAUCCUCUGGGAAACAGCAUCCUCCAAACGUGGAUCACCUGCUAUAGUAUUUCUUUAGACAUGUCCAAUAACAGACAAAUGUUUCUCAUCGCUGUUUUUUUAUGAACAACAGACAGAGAGAUGAAGAUAAUUCACACCUGGCAGCCUCCUCCUCACAUCCUCCUCUCAGAUGAUUCUCUUAACCUUGUUGUUCAUUCUCCUCGCGCAGGUUGCAUCUCACGUUGCAUUGUUUUUUGCGAAGCUUCAUCGGUGCUGAUGCUGUUGUCAGAUUGUGAUGUAUGAUGUUUUAUGAAUUAAUUAAGAGCAAUGACAGCUCGCCUUGCAAAUCAUAACUGCAUGCAUGCCAUUCAGUGUUUACUGGUGCAUAUAUAUUGGCUCUGAGUAUGAUUUUGCUGCUGCCUCAUUAUCACCAUCUUGUGUAGCAACAUCGUGUGGACUAAAGCAAGGGAGACUGAAUGUACCAAAUUUCUCUGCAUGGGUUGUUUGUAUCCUCUCAUCUCCCUCUUUGCUUUCACUUACAAUACAUGUACUUUGCAUUCACUCAUACUGCAAUGUUUUCUUCGUUUAAAGGCCACUGUGUAGGAGGGAAACAAAGACAUGUAUCCACUUUUCUGGAUGUUUUUGGGUUACUGCUUAAAAUAAGCUGUUUUUAAUGUUACUGAGGAGUUGGUGCUUCAAUAACGUGCCUCCAGGUGACUCAUGUUUGAUGUGUAGGCCUGCUACUUACAGAGCUAGGUUUUGUGUGUGCUCAUUUUUAAUUAUGGCUUAAUAAAAAACAUUUACA
This is a messenger RNA of Anoplopoma fimbria (sablefish), 1649 nucleotides long. It is a transcript of the gene plp1b, whose product is annotated as proteolipid protein 1b. The record is from RefSeq and is a predicted model, not a curated record. Gene Ontology annotation, cellular component: myelin sheath; plasma membrane. Bases 55 to 792 code for a protein of 245 amino acids. Gene Ontology annotation, biological process: axon development; central nervous system myelination. Gene Ontology annotation, molecular function: structural constituent of myelin sheath. NCBI's taxonomy places the organism in Eukaryota, Metazoa, Chordata, Actinopteri, Perciformes, Anoplopomatidae. The transcript has 7 exons.